AUGAGUUUACCUGCUCCGCCAGAAGUGUCCUUCGCGGCAAUCCAAGACCAGAAGACAAAGACCAUCUCUGUGACGCAACGGCAAACACCCAUUCCCGUCGGCACCCAGGUCCUCGUCAAGAUAAACUAUUCUGGAGUCUGCGCUACAGAUCUUCAUCUAGCUCGUGGUAAUAUUCCUUAUCUUCAGCCUAAGGUCUCAGUCGGAGGCCAUGAAGGAACUGGGGUAAUCGCUAGUCUCGGUGCCGAAGCAGACACAACAAAAUGGCACAUUGGCGACCGAGUAGCAGUGCGCUGGGUACAUAUAGUCUGUGGGACCUGUGAAGUAUGCACAACUGGCUAUGAGAAUCUGUGCCAAAGUCGCCAACUUGCGGGUAAAGAUGUUGAAGGCACAUUUGCCGAGUACGCCAUUGCGGACAGCUCAUAUAUGGUGCGCCUCCCGGAAGGAGUUACCGACGCCGAUGCUGCGCCGAUUCUGUGUGCAGGUGUUACCGUAUACAAGGCGCUGAAGAUUGCGAAUCUCCGCAAGGGCUCGUGGGUCGCUGUGCCAGGCGCCGGCGGCGGAUUGGGUCACCUGGCCAUUCAAUAUGCGCGUGCGAUGGGUUUCAAUGUCGUCGCGCUAGACGUCAAUAAGAGAGCUUUCUGCCUGAGUCUGGGUGCGGACGUAUACAUUGAUGUAUUGGAGACGACGAACUGCGUCUCCGAUGUCAUUCAGGCCACUGGCGGUGGCGCUCACGGUGCACUUAUUUGCGCUUCGUCGGCGCAGGCUUACACGGAUGCCAUCGGAUUUCUGAGAAGAACUGGAUCAUUAGUGUGUAUUGGCCUACCUGCAAAGGCUGCAAAGCUACCUUUAGGGCCCGAAGACUUUGUUGCUCGGGGCAUCAAGGUCAUGGGUACCUCAACUGGGGAUCGCCAGGACACACUCGAAGCUCUUGACUUUGUAGCUAGAGGUGAGGUAAAACCGCAGCUGAUUGAGAGGAGUAUAGAGGAUAUUGAGAAAAUCCUAAAAGAACUCGAGAAUGGGACUAGCCAAGGAAAGUCUGUGAUUAAAAUCAGUUGA
Messenger RNA from Penicillium angulare, 1056 nucleotides. Its product is annotated as zinc-dependent alcohol dehydrogenase. The record is from RefSeq and is a predicted model, not a curated record. Bases 1 to 1056 code for a protein of 351 amino acids. The transcript has a single exon. Gene Ontology annotation, molecular function: zinc ion binding; oxidoreductase activity. NCBI's taxonomy places the organism in Eukaryota, Fungi, Ascomycota, Eurotiomycetes, Eurotiales, Aspergillaceae.